This is a messenger RNA of Pyrus x bretschneideri (Chinese white pear), 2736 nucleotides long. RefSeq names its product probable polyamine transporter At1g31830. Gene Ontology annotation, cellular component: membrane. The record is from RefSeq and is a predicted model, not a curated record. The transcript has 2 exons. Gene Ontology annotation, biological process: transmembrane transport. Bases 901 to 2367 code for a protein of 488 amino acids. Gene Ontology annotation, molecular function: transmembrane transporter activity. NCBI's taxonomy places the organism in Eukaryota, Viridiplantae, Streptophyta, Magnoliopsida, Rosales, Rosaceae.
UUUCUUUUCUAUAACAGUAAUACUAUUUGUGAACAAAAAAUUGACACAUUUAGCAACACAUCCUAAAUAUAGGUGAACCCUCUUGUUGAAACGUUUGUCAGCAUGUGUGUUAGUUUUGUGUACAAUUAGCAUUGUUGUUAUGAUAAAUAUUGGUUCUUUUACACACAAAAUUGAGUUGAGAUUCUCUUUGGAUCUCUAUUUCUAGAGCCUAAGAACCCAGAGAGCUGGGUCGUUGAAGAGAGAGAAAGAGAGAUUCAGACCCUUAGUUUGUGUGAAGCCGGCCACUGGAAAAAAGCUAAUGAGGACCACAUGUUUUAAAUUUUAAAAUAAGUGGUUCAGAUCUCUAAAUUUGUCGGUUCCGUACAUAGAGAUCCGAAGAAGAUCUCAAUUCCAUAAAAUUGUCUUCUAAAUGAAAAGUAUAGUUAAUGGCUGUAAUGAAGGAAUCUAUAAGAGGUCAAACUUGAGUUGAGAUCAAAACGCUUUUAGUGAUCUAAAACCACUUAUAAAUUAUAUCUAACUUGAAUUUUUAACAAAAAUUUCAACACACUUCUAAUGCAAACAACCCUGUAAGUUUCUAACAUAAGGGCAUUUAAACAAAAGCAGCCCUAAAGCAUCGUCCUUCACAAUCCACAGCCACUUUGAUCCUCUGAAAAAAGAAAACUUGCUAAAACCUUGGGUUGCACGACAAAGUAAAAAUUGAUAAACAAACAAAGUCUUCCUACUCACUUAACUAAAAAGAUAUUCCACUCUCUGCCUUGGUCAAAUCCCACCUCCACUGCUGACUUAUCGGCUGUGUCCGCUGAUGUGUAAAACUUGGAGCUUCCUUUGUUCUUCAAUGGUGGAGAUUAUCUACCCCAACACAACUGGAAUUGUUCCCUUCUUUUCAUCUUCCUGAAACUGAUGACCACAGAAGAAACUACGCAAGCUUCCAUUGAAAUGGGAGAGCGUAACGGGAACGGUGCUGAAUAUGUUUCAGUUGGUGAAUUACAUUUCCCUAGGGCUAGGGUAGAUAACUUCAAAAAACUCUCACUUCUGCCUCUUGUCUUCAUCAUCUUCUAUGAGGUAUCUGGGGGUCCAUUUGGGGUUGAGGAUAGCGUCCAGGCCGCUGGUCCGCUUCUAGCCCUUGUCGGGUUCUUGGUCUUUCCACUCAUAUGGAGUGUUCCCGAGGCCUUAAUUACCGCGGAGAUGGGUACCAUGUUCCCUGAGGCUGGGGGUUAUGUUGUUUGGGUUUCGUCGGCUUUGGGUCCCUACUGGGGGUUUCAGCAGGGUUGGAUGAAAUGGCUAAGCGGGGUUAUUGACAAUGCUUUGUAUCCGGUUCUGUUUCUGGACUAUUUGAAGUCGGCAAUCCCAGCGUUAGGUGGUGGCGUUCCAAGAGUUGCAGCGGUCUUAGUUUUGACAUUGUUGCUCACUUACAUGAACUAUAGGGGUCUGACCGUUGUGGGUUGGGUUGCUGUUCUUUUAGGAAUUUUCUCAAUAAUGCCUUUUGUGGUUAUGGGACUUGUGGCAAUCCCCAAGGUGAAGCCCUCGAGAUGGCUAGUUGUAAAUCUACACAAUGUGGACUGGAAUUUGUAUCUGAACACUCUCUUUUGGAAUCUCAACUAUUGGGACUCGAUAAGUACACUUGCCGGAGAGGUAGAAAAGCCAAAUAAAACUCUCCCAAAGGCUCUGUUUUAUGCUUUGAUAUUAGUUGUUCUUGGAUAUUUCUUCCCGCUCUUAAUGGGUACUGGGGCUGUUCCACUCGACCGUGAGUUGUGGACAGAUGGAUAUUUCUCAGAUGUCGCUAAAAUUAUUGGGGGAGUGUGGUUGAGAUGGUGGAUCCAAGGGGCUGCAGCAGUGUCGAAUAUGGGGAUGUUUGUUGCUGAAAUGAGCAGCGACUCCUUCCAACUUCUUGGGAUGGCGGAACGAGGGAUGCUCCCUAAGUUUUUUGGUAAGCGGUCUCGUUAUGGAACCCCAGUGAUUGGCAUUUUGUUCUCAGCUUCUGGAGUCCUUUUGCUAUCUUGGCUGAGCUUCCAAGAGAUUGUAGCUGCAGAAAACUUCUUGUACUGUUUUGGAAUGAUUUUGGAGUUUAUAUCAUUCAUACGGUUAAGGGUGAAGUACCCAGCUACAACUCGGCCUUACAAGAUACCCACUGGAACAGUUGGAGCCAUUCUUAUGUGUAUUCCUCCAACUGUAUUAAUUUGUGUAGUUUUGGCUCUUUCAACACUCAAGGUCGUGAUUGUGAGCCUCGCAGCUAUCUUGAUCGGCCUUGUGAUGCAGCCAUGUCUCACUUACGUUGAGAGAAAGAGGUGGAUCAAGUUCUCCGUCAGUGCUGACCUCCCAGAUCUUCACGGUGCAAAUCAGGAGAGUGUUGGCUCCAUAAGACAUUAGUAAGUCCUCAAAAUAUGCAAAGCCAUUGUAUACUCAAUACUGUAGGUCGUUGGUGUCGUUGGUGUUGAAGCGAUGACUACGCUCAAGUCCAUAGCAGAUGUUGACUGAUAGCUAGUUAUCAUCUGUGUGUGUUUUAAGACGAUCAUCGAUGGAAAUGUUUGAUUAGAUGUUGAACUAUCUGUAACAUUAAUUGACUAGGGAAUUAUGUGAAUUUGGUUUCAGUGGAUUUUUGGAAUAUCAUGUUCUUGAAGGACAUUUGCAGAAACUUUGAAAUGUAAGAUGCAUGUUGUGACUUGUGGGAGAGAUGUAUAUUGCAUGUCCUUCCUUGGAGGUGACAUACAAAAAUAAGAAAUUUCACCACUCCUGUAA